AUGAUAAGGUUUUUAAAACCGUCCAGUCAUGAACUGUCUCUCCUUGCUUCUCCUGUAGCCUCUCCAUACAAGCUCUGCAAGAGCAGUAUCUACCUUUUGCUUGACUUCUGUGAGCAUGACCUUGCUGGCCUCCUCAGAAAUGCUCACGUCAAGUUCACAGUGGCAAAGAUUAAUAAGGUCAUGCAGAUGCUAUCUAAUGGACUUCACUAUAUCCACAGGAAUAAGCAUCUGGCAGACUUUGGGCUGGCUCAACCUUUCAGCCAGGCUAAGAACAGCCAAACAAGCUACACCCACCAGGUAGUGACUCUCUGGUAUUGGGCGUCAGAGCUGCUGCUCAAGGAUCAGAACUAUGGUCCUUCCACUGACCUAUGGAUCACAGGCUGCAUCAUGGCAUAGAUGUGGACCCAUGGUCCCAUCAUGCAAGGAAACACAGAGCAGCACCAACUUGCCCUUGUGAGACAGCUCUGCAGAUCCAUCAUGCCAGAGGUUUGGCCAAGCAUGGAUAAAUACAGGCUGUACCAGAAGCUCCAUCUCCCCAGAGGCCAGCAAAGCAAGGUGAGGUGUAGCCUGAAAGCCUACAUCACAGACCCCUGUGCACUCAGCCUCAUCAGCAAGCUGCUGGUGCUAGAUCCUGCCUAGCAGAUCGAUAGCAAUGAGGCACUGGACCAUGACUUCUUCUGGUCAGACCCCAUGCCCUCAGACCUCAAAAACAUGCUGUCCACCCACAGACAGUCCAUGCUGGAGUGCCUGGUCCUGCUGUGCAGGAGCCAGGGACACGUGCCACAGCAGCCCUUCAGUUAAGGCAGCCACCCAGCCAUCACCAACCAGACUGAGUUCUUUGUCAGGGUAUCUUAA
Molecule: messenger RNA, 855 nt
Organism: Pogoniulus pusillus (Red-fronted tinkerbird)
Lineage: Eukaryota; Metazoa; Chordata; Aves; Piciformes; Lybiidae
Gene: CDK9
Product: cyclin dependent kinase 9
Biological process (GO): protein phosphorylation; positive regulation of transcription elongation by RNA polymerase II
Cellular component (GO): nucleus; cyclin/CDK positive transcription elongation factor complex
Molecular function (GO): cyclin binding; RNA polymerase II CTD heptapeptide repeat kinase activity; ATP binding
Source: RefSeq, a predicted model, not a curated record